Molecule: messenger RNA, 2033 nt
Organism: Dunckerocampus dactyliophorus (ringed pipefish)
Lineage: Eukaryota; Metazoa; Chordata; Actinopteri; Syngnathiformes; Syngnathidae
Product: H-2 class II histocompatibility antigen gamma chain-like
Exons: 7
Coding region: 66-872 (268 amino acids)
Biological process (GO): intracellular protein transport; protein trimerization; antigen processing and presentation
Cellular component (GO): membrane
Molecular function (GO): MHC class II protein binding; macrophage migration inhibitory factor binding
Source: RefSeq, a predicted model, not a curated record
AGUGCUGUAUCAAAAGCUGCUCCUGUUUAUUGAGGAAGAAGCCAGGAAGAAAGGGACAAAGAAAAAUGGCCGAGAAUGGAGAAAAUGCUCCCCUGGCUGGGGGAAGCCGUGCUGGGAGUGCUGACCCUCUGGUGGGUCCUGAAAGAUCCAGAGGAGGCUCCAACAGCCGCGCCCUGAAGGUGGCCGGCCUGACCACGCUGGCAUGUAUGCUGGUGGCCAGUCAGGUGUUUGUGGUCUACAUGGUGUUUGACCAGAGGCAGCAGAUCCACAGCCUGCAGAAGAACGCUGACAAAAUGAACAGGCAGCUGCAAGCACCUCAAGCGGCUCCAAUAAAGAUGCUUGAGCCAAUGAACAGAUUUCAUUUGAUGGACGUAUUAUUGGAUGCAGGCUCAGCAGCACCAGAGCCGAAGCCCAAAGCACCUGUCAAACAGGAAGAGAAGCCCAGUGUGCAGACGUCCAUCGGCGUGGAGGAGAUGAUGAGUCUCAUGGAGGAGAACUUUGAGCUGCCAAACUUCAACGACACCAUCCUGGGUAACCUGCAGAGCCUGAAGAGGCAGAUGAACCAGAGUAACUGGAAGAGCUUUGAAUCGUGGAUGGGAAACUGGAUCCUCUUUGAGAUGGCCCAGGACAAGUCUGUGCCCCCCAAUGCUUCGGCCAUCAAGACCAAGUGUCAAAUGCAAGCAGAAGCCAGGGGCCGCCAGCUGUCCCUCUUCCAUCCCGUGUGUGACGAGCAGGGCCGCUACCAGGCCACUCAGUGCUGGCACAGCGUGGGCAUGUGCUGGUGUGUGGACGUGCAGAGCGGCGUCGCCAUCACGGGCACCGCAACGCGCGACCGCUACCUUGAAUGUGGAAAAGAUAGAUUUGAAGCCUGAGGCUGUCUGUCAAGAAUAAUACAGAGAGAUGAAAUAUACCUUUUUUCCCCGACCUUCUCACUUUAGCUUCUGAGUAUGCUUUUUAUGAGACGACGACAGGAGAUGGUGAUUAUUAAAGCUUAGUUUUGUUUAAACAAAUGAAGCCCUGUUCUUACUCUUCAUCUGAUUGAUGCAUGCGUAAGGAAUCAUUUUGGGCUGGUAAUCUUGAACUAAUCAAUAUAUAUUCUGCUACUCGGCCGGUAUGGCCACAUGGUAUGUUACUCCUUGUCAUGCAGUAGGCUUCACACUGUAUGUUGUAUUCAUUCAUUCAUUUCAACUUGAAUAUCCAAAUAAACUACUAGCGGAUAUUCUUAAGAGUGCCUUUUUAAAAAAUAAAAUAUAAAAAUCCUUAACUCAUGUUUCCAGCAGGAUUACAUGCAUUUAGCGACCACAAUAUUAGGCACGCCUGAACCAUCUAAUGAGCUUCAAUGGUAUCGAUACAUGGUCACUUUAUUGCCUUAAAAUUUGAGCUGUCAAAAAUAACUCGGUACAAAAUUAAUUUCAUUAAGUACGUUACAUUUGUUUGUGUAAUUGACGCAUGCGCACCAGACCUAGCACGCCUCUGUUAUGACGGCAGACGGUAUCACAGUGGAGCGUCACCACACAGCCGCACACAGUCUGACGCUCUUUUAUAGCUUCAUUCUGACCUGAACACACCAACAGCAGUACAAUUCCAACACCGUAUACACCGUAUAUCUCCAACUCACACACGCCUCUAAUCCGUUCACUCGGGCACGACUCCUACUCGUUCUACCGAAUUACAAGAACCCGAGAUGUAUUCAGGGACACUCCGAACAUCACAAAAACACCUUUAUCAUGCGUGUGUGUGUAAAUAAACAGGAAGAUAAAGAACAAGAUGAGGUGGAUAUUCUUAUCACUCACUUCGUAACUCUUAAUUAGGAUGUAAAAAUUGCUACAUUUAAGUGUGCUGGAAAAUACACUAAAAACAAGUUAAUUUACCUUACACGAUGUGAUAUCUUUGAACGCAACCCGUCAUUGGUCAUAAUAACGCGGUUUAAAGUGUGAUUCUGCUACAUAGAUUUUUAGACUUGUGUGGUAUCUUUUAGCUUGAUUUACAUAUUCAGUUCAUUUGGAGCUGUUAAUAAAUACAAAUAUAUAUAA